UCUGUGCAACUUCUGUGUUCUUGGUUGUUUAAAACUUUAGUUGUCUUUUGAAUUUGUAAAUUAAAAAUUUUAUUUUAAUUUACAUGUGGGAAGGAUAAUUAUUGUUUACUUUCAAAUGACUAAUUUGCAUAAUUAGAACUUUGAUACUAAAAAGAAAUAAUGUGGUUGUUAGCAUGUUUGUCUUAUACAAAAAAGUUUUUAAGUGUAAUUUAUAGGACAAUCUCUCCGCCGAUAAAAGAUUUCUUAAAAACUUGGUUAUUUGUUAUGAUAGUGUCAUUCCAAGGUUGUUUACACUACAGCUAUGUUAAGACACUCUUCGAGCAGAACAGCCACUUCAGCUACCUCUCGGACCUGGAGAGGGAGAUGUCACUGCGAACAGAGAGUGGCUUCUACUACUCUUACUACAAAACGGUGGUGGAGGAGACUCCAUUCGUUGCCGGCAUCUCAAAGCUGAUGUACGACAAGACUGUCGAGUAUCCCAAGGAAGUUAAUGCUUUCAACAGAUUCAACAUUCAUCCAGAGGUGAUAGUCGGCGCUUUGUACCGCUACGUCAUGCCUUGGUUGAAUACCACAGAGCAUGUCCAGUGCCACAUGGUAGACCGCGGCGCAGGAUUUACACCAGUCCAGAGUUGCGUGGGAGUCGGGGUUCCCAUAUUCUUCUACCUGGAGGCAAUCUGGAUGAUGGCUGGACUCAACGUGGCAGCUCUGUUCCUGCACGCAAUGGAUUUGAGUGAGAGUUUCAUGGGUGGUUUCCUGGCUGUGAUGCAAUACUUCAGCAACCACGCGGAGUGCACCAGAGUCCAGUGGACUCCGAACGCCCGCGAGAACUGGGCGGCACCUUUGCUGAUGCUGCAGAGCUGGCUGCUAAGCAUACAACUGCAGGAUGUUAAACGGAAGAACUAUAUACCACUACAGGUUGCCAUAUUCAUCUUAAAUUGCCUCUGUUUAUUAUCCUGGCAAUUCACACAGUUCAUAUUCCUAGUACAAAUCGCUAUAUUCUUUAUAAUGGAACAACUCAGGAUUAUAUCGACUUUUAACCUUUUUGUCUUUCUACAUUCCCACUACUGUGGACUCCAUAUGGCAAUACUGUUGCUCCAAGGCAACGAUAUGCUAAAAUCGUCCUUAUACGCUUCCUUAUUCGUCGUAGUGUCUCUAUACUGCAUGUUCUUCAGCGGUUUUAGAGUUAAGAUUAAAAGUCGCUUGGACUUAAUUGAGGAGAUAUUUUGGGUAAUUUUACGAAUUUUCGUCGUCGGCAUUGCAUCCAUUUACUUGAAGAAGUUCAUCUGCGAUUUCCUCGAGUUGGAAGAGGAUGGGCAUAUUUGGGACAUUCUCGUCUCAAAGUUCACAGAUUAUAAGAACUUUCACACUUUGAUGUAUACUUGUUCGGAAGUGUUUGACUUUUUGCCUUUCAGGUCGAUUAAAAAUAUGACCAAUUCGUUUUUGAUUCCCUAUGUUGUUUUCGGCGUAAUAAGCGCUUUUUAUUAUUGGUUUGUAAGCUUGAGUUGUGCUGAAGAUUUAGAUAAGCCUAAGCUGAAAGAACAGGAAGUCGAGGACGAGGAUAGCGGCAUUGAAAAUACUACAGAGAAUAAGCCGCGGAAAGGAGAUUUGGACGUUAUUGAUAAGGAAAUAAGAGCGAAGUUAGAAGAACGCGAUGCUUUUGUCGAGUCUGUGAAGAGCAUCAAUAUCGAAGCCGCCAUUUUUUUCAACAUAUCGCUGUUGGUUGUCUAUGGUGUCAUGGCGGCGCUAGUAAUGAGACUGAAGUUGUUGUUUAGCACGCAAUUGUGCGUUAUAUCCUCUUUGGUGUUCAAGAAGAAGUAUUAUGUAUACCCUCGAAAUGUCAAUAGGUUAAUAAUAUUCAUACUAAUUCUAGGAGUGUUUCCUAUGCUAUGGAGUCUAGUCAAUAAUAUGUAUGAAGAAAUUUCGCAUAUAGAUGAAUUCAGUGAUUACUCGCAAGAAGAGCUACUGCAGUGGAUAAUGAGGCAGCCGAUCGGAGCGUACGCGGGUUCGAUGCCUGUGCUGGCCUCUGUUAUGUUGUCAACUCGCAGGCCCAUAGUAGCGCACCCCCACUACGAGCAUUUAGAAGCAAGGCAACGUGCUUAUACCGUUUACAAAGUAUACGGACGAUUCACCGCGGAAGAGUUGUACCAGGAAAUGAAUAAACUGAGAGUCAGUUACCUGAUAGUGGAGAGGAAUUACUGUUACGGGAAGAGCGAUCGCGGAUGCAAGUUCAGUGACAUUUGGGAUGUUGAGACAGGAGAUAGUAUGAGAGAGAGACCGCCGUUGUGCCACAUACUCCUCACGGAGAGUGUCGACCAUUUCUACCCGGUGUUUAUGAACGCGCAAUACUCCGUGUUCAGGAUUCACGACAUAAGCGUAAGAUACAUGCCACGCAGCUUCGAUACCUGACAGCAUGACAGUCUAAACUACGAUAGCGGAACUUGAACCAAAAUAAGACUGAUUUUAACUUAGCAAUACUUACGGACUUAUAGCAGUGUAACUGUUUUACGUGGCUUAGCUGCUUAAGUAGACCAUUGGCAUCAUACUUCAGUUACCAAGCCUCUUGUAACCUAUAUUUCUACUGAACCACAACCAAUGGACGAGAAUUAAAUAAAUUCCAAUACGUAUGACGGUAAAUUGAAAAAACUUAUUAUGUAAAAAAUAUGAUAUUUUAAUAAACAUUAUUUAAGUAAAUUAUGCGGUAUGAUAAUAUUUUCAUUGGUUGUACUUAAUACCUUCUUUAUUACAAUAUUGUUCUUUUUUUAUGACAAUAAAAGACAUGAGGAGCAGGACGUUCAGCUGAUGAUAAUCGAUACGCCCUGCCCAUUACAAUGUACUGCUGCUCAGGAUUCUUGAGAAACCUAAAAUUUCUGAGCGGCACUACAACUGAGCUCGUCACCUUGAGACAUUAGAUGUUAAGUCUCAUUUGCCCACUAAUUUCACUAGCUACGGCGCCCUUUAGACCGAAACACAAUAAUGAUUACACAUUACUGCUUCACGGUAGCAAUAGCCGUUGUUGUACCCAUAAUCUAGCAAGCAUCCUGUGCAAAGGAGCGUCCCACUGGUAAAAUCUACAAACGUAAAAUAGGACGAAGACUAAAUUUUUUUUUGUUACUCCAAGAUGUAUAAUUUCUUGCGUUCGAAGUUUUGCUUUGUGAAUCGCGUAACAUAAUUUUAUAUAAAAUUUGAAGGAAGACUAGCUCAGGAAGACUUAAAAAUUUCCAUAUGAAAAAGCGUGAAAUAUUAACGAACAAUUAACUUAACGAGGUCGUGAGAUUGAGUCCCGCAUCGUUCAUAAAAUUUUAUUUGUGUAUUAAUCCUAGAAGUGAGUGUUAUCACUUUAAAAACAUAAAUAAAUUUUGUUAACGAACAAAAUCAGAUUCACAUUGAUAAUAUUGGCGAGAUUUUAUUCAAUAAAAAUACUUAUAUUAAGGCUUGGUCUCCGCUGCGCUCCAACUAGAUACCGCAGGCGUAGUUGCAAAGUGCGGCAACUAAUACUUCGCCCAAGUGACGACUGACGUUGAUGUGCCACAUGUUCUGUUAAUCUUUGCUAAUAAUUGAAACUAAAAUGCCGGUUGCGUAUAUAUAACACGAAGCGUAUGUUACAAAAUUUGAAAGAGUUUGAAUUUUUUUUUUUUACAACUUUAGAAAACUUACAUCUAGAUACAUAUUAAAAAUUAAUCUGUUAUACAGCAGAUAGUUAUUUACAAGUUUUCACAAAUAAUAACUAUUUAUUGUUUAUAAUCGUUUACCUACAUUAAACAUACCUAAUAUUAUAUAACCUACUUUUGCUUUAUAUAAAUUAAAAGUUUUUAUUUACUUGACGUCUAAAUUGAAAUGGUGUCGUCUUGAAUAAGUCAAGGUCGUAUUCACUAUUAACUUCAUUAUAAAGUUUAAAUGCUCUUAUAAGAAAACUGUUCUGUCUAUAAUUACAUUUUGCUGAUUGUAUUUCAAGUAGGUAGCUGACAGUGGUUCGUAAGCCAAUCUGCUCUAGCAGUUCUGCACAGUAAACUCUACCGUUUGCUAUAUUUAGUAUAUAAGUAAUGUCUGCAACACGUCGCCUUUCUUGGAGAGAGGCAAAAAAUGAAAUUUUUUGCAUCGUGACGUAAUUAUGGUAAUAGUUUUUUGUACGGAAUUGUAAGUAACGUAUGAAUCUUUUCUGUAUUGAUUCAAUGCGGUUAAUGUACACAUAAACUAGAUUCCAUACUUGAGAUGCGUAUUCUAGAUGGCUACGAACGUAAGCACAGUAUAAUAUUUUCAUCAGUUUAAUUGAUGUUAGUUCAGAACACAUCCUUAUGAUAAACCCUAAUGUUUUAUUAGCCUUAAUAAUUAUAUUGUUUAUGUGUAGAUCAAAUAGAAGCUUUGCAUCAAAGAUAACUCCGAGAUCUUUAAUGGAUGAUACUCUUGUUAUUGAUGUUCCAGAUAUUGAGUAAUUUUCAUGUAUGACAUUCUGUUUUCUAGUAUAUGUGCAACUAAAGCAUUUUAAAAUAUUGAGAUCUAAUUUGUGUUCUGCAGAAUAACUAACAAAUUUAUCUAGAUCAGUUUGUAAAAGUUCAGCGUCUCUAACACAAUUAACCGGGCAAAGUAUUUUCAUAUCGUCGGCGUAUAGUAUUAUUUUGGAAUGUUUAAAAUUAGAGGAUAUGUCAUUUACGAAAAUAUUAAAUAAGAGGGGGCCAAGAAUGGAUCCUUGUGGGACUCCUGAAGGAAUACACAUAGUAGCAGAUUUAAAACCAUUUAGAACAACAACUUGACAUCUAUUGGCGAUAUAAGCUGAAAACCAUCGAUAUAAGUUGCCUCGAAUCCUUAUUUGUAGUAAUUUGUCAAUAAGAAUAGAAUGGUCAAUUCUAUCAAAUGCUUUCUUAAAGUCAGUGUAUAUGACAUCUACUUGGGAAGGCUCCGACAUAUACUUUGACAGUGUUUCAGUGCAAAGAAGCAAAUUUGAUGUGGUUGAUCUUCCAUGAAGAAAGCCAUGUUGAUUUUCACUAAAUAUGUGUUUUAGGGCAAAUUGAACUUGCUUGUGGAACGUCUAUAAAGAAGUGUCAAGGGAGUACAGAGAUUAUCGGCGCACCUGAUGAUCAGUAAGGGUGGAAUGUUAUCGGGACCAGCAGACUUGUAUGGAUCCAAGCAUUUGAAUAGUUUAAGAACUUCUUUUUCACUUAUUUCUAUAUGGGAAAUAUCACUGAGCGAGUUAUUGACGACUAUUGUUUCUUUAUUAUUGACGGAACCUGUGAUGUUGAGAAAGUUUGAAUGAAAAAAAUCUCCGAACAUAUUACAAAUCUCCUCACCAUUACUUGAGUAUCGGCCCAAGUAUGUAAAUACAGCGGGGUAGUUGUUUGAACCCCUCUUCGACUUCACGUACGACCAAAAUGACCUAGGAUUUUUGCUUAUAUUCGUCUCAAUUUUUUUAAUAUAUUCAUCAAACAUUUCACGCUCCAUUCUAACAGCACGAUCUCUUAAAGUGACGUAUGAAUUAAAAUCGGAAAGAUUGCCAUAAUUUUUGAAUGUUUUGCGAAAUUUGUAUUUUUCCUUUAACAUUUUGAUUAGAGGCAAUUUAUACCACUGGGGAUACUUGCGGUUAUUGUAAAUUUGUUUAGAUGGUAUAUACUCGUCUCUUAAUUUGUAUAAUGUAUCAUAAACAAAACUUACAGCUUCCUCAAAAGUUUUAUUAUUAAUAUGGUAUAUCCAAUCAACCUCAUCAAGUUUCUGUUUAAUAUUAUCGUAAUCUCCUAGGUUAUACUGGUACUUUAAAUGUGGAACACUUUCUAAUGAAUGUAGUUCAACAAAUUCAGCAUAAAUUGUUAAUGCUUUAUGUUGGGCAUCCUCAGGCACUAGAGGGCUGGUUGACUGAGAGACGGAAACCUCAUUAUACGAUAGUACAAGAUCUAAUAUUUUAUUAUUUAUGUUCAAAAUUGAGUUAUACUGUAAAAGAUUGCAAAUCGAAAAGUUGUCAAUUAAUUCAAAUUGAGACGUACCUUGUAUAUUACAUGCUUGAUAUGAACAACCGUCCUCAGAUAUUUUCCAUUCUAAUUUAGGUAAAUUAAAGUCCCCUAAUACAAUAAAUAUGUCGGAAGGAUGAUUCAUUCGAUGCUUACGAUGCUGUAGACAUAUAGUUACCCAUAGAUCUUCAGCAGAAGAAUUUCAGUCAUCCUUUAUUUCAGUAGCAAGCUCCCGACGCACUGCAAUUAGAACUCCGCCUCCUAGUGUUUGUUCCGUCGCUCGGUAGUCGCGAUCUCGCCUCCAAACAAAGUAGUUAUCAUUAAAUAAUUCGUUACGUUACGUUUUGAUAAAAUAUUUUUAACCCUGCCAUUUUAAAAAUAUUAAUUUAAUAAACUUUAUAAAUAAUUUGUUAAUAGUUUUAAAAUUUAAAAUAAGCGAAGCAUGUUGUUUGUAAUAGUGUUGUGUGCGUAAUAAUGCUAGUAAUAGUAAUAGACCAUUUAAUAAUGAUAGAUAAAACUUUAAAAGCAUAAGUAUAAUUGAGUGUCAAGAUGCCACCCAUACAAGCAUCUAAUAGUUGCCGUGAUACAAAUCUAUUGUUCUUAGGUAGUGUGGUAUGUAGUUGGAGCGCAGUGGAGACCAAUCCUUAAUCUCAGUUAAAAAAGUACUUUUGAUUCCUCUGAUGGGAACAAGUUUUCAUCUUUACUGCCGCCAAUGAAAUCGACAAUAAUUAACAUGUAUAUAUUUUUAUAUAUUUAAUUUUAAAAAAUUCAACGUUAUUUAAAGUAGUUAUCCGCCAAAAAUGUGAUAGUUAAUAAAAUGUUAAAAAUAUAAAUCACUUUAAACGAUAAACUUAGUACACUACCGUAAUAGACGAACCCUGUGUGAAAGUGAACUAUCAUAAAAACCUAGGUGUGAGAAAGAGACGGAAUAGAUGAAGACCACGAAACCGUUUUAAAACAAUUUAGUGUCCAUUAGUCUCCUGUCAAAUUAGACUGCGUUUUUAUUUUAUCGUUUUUAUCGUUAUUGUUCUGUGUUUUAACGGAUAUUAAUUAAAGAAUAUAUUGGUUUCUUGUUCUGUAUUAGAUUGUGUUGUUACAUAAUAUGGCAACAAUCCAACUAAAGAGACAUUUCACAGGUAAAUAGUGAUUCUUCAGUACUAAUUUUGUGAUAUUUAUUUCCGUAGAACAUAUGCACUAAAAUACUUAAUAUUACAUUUUAUAUACGCAGUAAAUAGUCUAUUUUCUUAUAUAGGCCAGUGUCGAUAAUUUUCGAAACCAAAUAGAAGAGAAUAUAAUAUAAAAUGAAAGGAAAUAUAAAUUACGGGCGAUCUGAGGUCGGGAAGUGGAAAAGUGGGGGUGUUUAAGGGUAAAAAACGGUUAUUCUCGAUUUCCGGCAAAACUGCAAGUCCUAUGGAAAAAAGUCAAAUGGCAAAGUUGUAGUUAAUAAAAAGAUCUACAACUUUUUUUUUCACAUAACCUCAAAAUUUAUGUGAAUUCAAAAAACCAAUUUUUUGGUUUUUUAUUUUUAUCUUUUACAAAAAAAUAUUUUUUUUCCACGAAAUCUGGUGAAAAGUUACACUUGCCUUACAUAUUUUUGCUUACUAUAUGUAGCUCAUAUCAAAAAAUAUUUUUUCUGUUUAUUACUUAAAGUAAACAUUAAAAAAUAUAAAAUGUAGAUAAUCAUCAAAUCAUCGCCUGUCCAAAUAUUUUUAUCAUUACAACAAUGCUUCGUUUUGUAGUACCUAGCUAUUUUUCAUAAGACAAUUUUUAUAUGUGGUUUAAAUUUAUGCCUUUUAAAGAGUUGCAGUUUCAAGACCAUGCAAGAUUAAAUUAAUAACUACAAUUAUUUAUUCAAAUAGAAAUGUUUCAAACCUCUGAAAAUUUGUUUACAUUCUUUGUAUCGUUUCGAUGGCCUUAUUUUAGGUAUCAAACUAUGACUCAGACAUAAGUUGUCCAUUCUGCAGAUAGAAUAUUAAGUUUUGUUGAAAGUCGUUCUGUUAAUUAAGGAUAGUAUUAUAAAAGUAUUAAUUACUUUAUUGUUGAUUGUAAAUAAAUGUAUUCUUUGAA
This is a messenger RNA of Leptidea sinapis, 8000 nucleotides long. RefSeq names its product probable C-mannosyltransferase DPY19L1. Gene Ontology annotation, cellular component: nuclear inner membrane. Gene Ontology annotation, molecular function: mannosyltransferase activity. The coding region runs from base 160 to 2406 and encodes 748 amino acids. Lineage: Eukaryota; Metazoa; Arthropoda; Insecta; Lepidoptera; Pieridae. The transcript has 10 exons. The record is from RefSeq and is a predicted model, not a curated record.